AUGUCGAUAUUCGGCCCAUCGACAGCAGGAGGCAUGCAGCCUAGCCAGGGUGGCAACUUCGGAGGCGUGAAAGGGCCUUCGCCAUUUCUACCAUCCCUCGGUGGGAAUACUGCAUCUGCAGGAGGUCUUUUUGGGCAAACCCAACAACCUCAGCAACCUCAGCAACAGAUUGGAAACACAGGUGGACUAUUUGGCCAAAGCACUACGGGUACUGGAGCUAUGGGAGGCGGCCCUUUUGGUCAGACGGCUACAAACGCCGGUGCUAUGGGAGGUGGAUUAUUUGGCCAGACGAACAACAAUGCUGGAACCUUCGGACAACCAGCAGCGUCGACCCUUGGAGGGGGUGGUGGUGGGAUAUUUGGUCAGCAGCAACAGCAACAGCAACCACAGCAGCAAGCGUCUUUGUUUGGGCAACCGCAGCAACCGCAGCAGGCACAGCAGUUGCCUUCCUUAGGAUCGGUGUUUGGAAUGCAGCAACCUCAGGCGAAUCUAUUUGGUCAAAGUCAACUACCUGCGCAGCAACAGCAAUUGGCCGCUGGCAGUAUGUUUGGAGGCGGGUUACAGAGUGGGUUUGGACGGACGGUCAAUCAACCACCGCCACCAACACAGACUACAACCGCGGCUUCGCUAGUCGCGGGUCAGGUGGAAAGAAUUUGGAAUUUGUGGAACGUUGCUUCGCCAGACUGUCAGUUCCAGACAUAUCUCUAUAACCAGGUCGACAAUGAAGCCCUGGCAAACUCGUAUGAGCCUGGACCGACGGAAGACAAGGUCAAGUUCGACGCGGCCAUGAGAAAGCGACCGAACCCAAAGUCUGUCCCUGUCAUUGUUCGCGGUUUUGAUGAUCUUAAAAUCCGGAUGCAACAGCAAGAAAACCAAAUUGCCGUCUAUCGGGCGACUCUCCACGGCAUAAACAACCGACUAACAGAGUUAUCGAGGAAUCAUGACAUCAAAACCACAAUCAAGUUGGCUGAGGCUUUAGCUAGACAUCAACAACUGGCCCAUAGGACACUUUCUCUAAGCGCAAAAGUCCAAGUUUUGAAGAACAGAGGUUAUGCACUACAACCAGAGGAGGAUCAACUGAAGAAAAAACUAGAGGUUUUGACGAAAAUGGUUUCGGAUCCAAGCGUUAAUGGAAGGAUGAACGAGAUCUGGGCUAGAAUGCAGAUAAUCAACCAAAAGGCGAAACAGAUGGAACAUGAAAUCAGCGAGAUGUCAGUAACUGUCGACCCGGAGCAGAUCCAGAAGAUGGCAACUGUACUUCAAACGCAUGAGAAGGGUAUCAAAGGUCUUCGAGACGAAUUACAACGUCUUGAAGAGGCCUUCGGGCAGUGGGAGAAAGAGAAACAGGCCCAGAAGGACCGUCAGUUCGGAAGAUAG
Messenger RNA from Orbilia oligospora ATCC 24927, 1377 nucleotides. RefSeq lists its product as uncharacterized. NCBI's taxonomy places the organism in Eukaryota, Fungi, Ascomycota, Orbiliomycetes, Orbiliales, Orbiliaceae. Gene Ontology annotation, cellular component: nuclear pore central transport channel; nuclear pore. The coding region runs from base 1 to 1377 and encodes 458 amino acids. Gene Ontology annotation, molecular function: structural constituent of nuclear pore. The record is from RefSeq and is a predicted model, not a curated record. Gene Ontology annotation, biological process: nuclear pore organization; NLS-bearing protein import into nucleus; protein localization to nuclear inner membrane. The transcript has 4 exons.